This is a messenger RNA of Amyelois transitella, 415 nucleotides long. It is a transcript of the gene ksh, whose product is annotated as protein kish-A. The record is from RefSeq and is a predicted model, not a curated record. Bases 127 to 345 code for a protein of 72 amino acids. Gene Ontology annotation, biological process: protein secretion; intracellular transport. Lineage: Eukaryota; Metazoa; Arthropoda; Insecta; Lepidoptera; Pyralidae. The transcript is spliced from 3 exons.
UUGACAUUAUGAGUGUCAGCUGAUGUGUACAUAAUUUUGAUUUGUUUUCAUUUGGAGAAAUAUAUUCAGAUUUCUUUCCUUUUCCAUUAUUUUUUCACUAAAAAGGCAUACAAAGUGAAUGCAGAAAUGAGUGCAAUAUUCAAUUUUCAAAGUUUGCUAUCAGUUAUUUUACUUUUAAUAUGCACCUGUGCAUAUUUAAGAUCAUUUUUCCCUAGCAUUAUGGAUCGUAAUAAAACCGGAUUGAUGGGAACAUUCUGGAAAUGUGCCAGGAUUGGUGAAAGAAAAUCUCCUUAUGUAGCAGUCUGUUGUAUUAUAAUGGCAUUCUCAAUAUUAUUCCUUACAUAAGUUAUAAGUAAGUUUGAUUGUUUUAACAUUGUCAUUAUUUUAAGAGAAUUAUAUACAGUCAUAUAAAUUA